CCGCAACUACAAGAAGAACUGCUGACAUAUUUGGCUGGAUUCCUUUCAGGCUUAUUUAAGAGCCACACCGGUUGGAUUUAAAAUUCUGGAAUUUUAUAUGAGAUACUUGAACCUAAUUGAAGUGUUUUGUUUGUUCAGUUGUUGAAUUCAGGCUGGUGUACUAACGUUAAUUUUGGUGACAUAGUUGGCUUACAAGACUAUUGGCCAAGUCGUGUAGGUAUUUUUGGCAACACAAAUUGUUUCGAUACACACAAGGAUUAGAGGAUUAAUUUGGAAUCACCGAAGAUACAUUCUAUACGGUGACAGCUCGAGUCGGUUUGAAUCACAGGAUUAGAUUGUUUGUUCACAUCAAUCAACUUAUAAAUACAAUAGUUCAAGGCAUUGGCCAUACAGGUUCAGAAAGUGAAUUGGUCAGUCAAGUUCAACUUCAACUGUUAUUUUAUCUUUGAAUUGCUGUUCCAUUGUUAUCAUAGAAAUCAAAACUUCCGACACUGCGGGAAUUCUCGAAGCAUAUCGAGGCGAAUCAUAUCGCUCGUGUAACUGUGCAAUACUUUCUUUACUCGAGAACAAGACAAAUAAGUUAACAGAGUUGAUCUUUGCAUUCCUAACCAUAUCAUAUAUAGGAUUGCAACUUGUACAUAAAAGAGUAUAUACAUGGUCCUGUAUUGUUUAGCACUGUAGUUCCUGAAUCAAAGUGUACUCUAUAUUCUCUGCUAAAAGACUGCCAACACGGAUACAAACAUUCUCUAACACAAGUCUAAUAAUCUAAGGGUUUUCAAAUCGCAGAAAUCGCCAUACAUUGUCGGACAUUAUUAAUACACAUUACAGAUUUGAUAACGUGGGUUGGUUAAAUCACGUCAAACACAUCUGGAUUUGAUCCGAUUCUGUUAACAAGGUUGCACAAUUACUCGUCAAAACCGUGGGAGUAAUUGAUUGGUUUCAACGAGACCUGUGCUUAUAUUGAAUACCUUGAAUCGCAUCAGGCAAUCAGGAGUCUAUACUGCGUCAAAGUACAGCUUAAAAAACUAUCAAGUCUGAACAAGUCAAAACUCUGCAGUUGUAAAAAAGGGAUAUCGUGUGAGAUACACUUUAGUACUGUGGUCUCCCAGUUUGAAUUCACUGGAUAACCUGUUCCAAACGGCGCGAGGGGUGUACACUGUUAGCGUUGAAAAGAUCGAGUGCAAGGGAUAUACAAUCUUUGCAUUAUUGAGUGGGUCUCGGCAUUAUCUAAGAUAUACUUUGUUUCCGUUGGACUAUACCGGUUCGGAUUUUUGAAUAAUUGAAAAAUCAACAUAGUUUUGGGAUUGAACAGUUUUGCUUGACCGAUCGUUUGAACGCGCCUCCAAGAGUCGUGCCACAGGAACCGCCAGGAAUUGAACAAUUGAAACUCUUGCCAAGUGAAUCUAAUUGGUUGGACUGCUAGCUUUGGUAUAAGAGAAGGAAACGCCUGUCGGAUCAGUUAUAUUGGUUAGUACAUAGUGUGAAAGAAGAAAGGUUGAGAUUUUGUUGUAUCUUAUUGGAUCAUUUGGAAUUUGUCCGUGAUUUUACCUUUGCAAUACACUGGUGUUUCGAAGUCAAAAGAGGCGAUAUCGAACUUCGAAGAUCAAUCUGCGGGAUAUAAAGAUUUUUAAAUACUGUCCUAUAUUUAAGCGGCAGACAAAUAUUUGAGUUUGGGACCUUGAUUAUUAAACGACAAAAGUACGCUUGAACAAGUUGAACGUGAAGAUUUGACGAAGGAAUUAAUUGAUUGUAAUAAUAAUCGAUUGUUUGAUUGGAAGUGGCUUUAGCCGCAGAGAAAGUACGCUUAAACAAGUUGAACGUGAAGAUUUGAUUCCUCAUUGCGCAAGACGAAGGAAUUAAUUGAUUGUAAUAAUAAUCGAUUGUUUGAUUGGAAGUGGCUUUAGCCGCGGACACACAGGAGAGAAAUUAAAACUGCGUGACAGAAAGGAUUGCUUAAAGGAACAUUUAUAACUAUAGCAACAAUUAGGGUGGAAAAGAUACGCGCAACAUCAAAAGGAUUUCUUUAAUAUUAUACGACGUGUAAAUUAUUAAAGUUUGCAAUAUUUCCAUUGCGUUGAAGAUCUUCAAAGAUACAUUAAAGACAAACAGUGCUGGAUUAAACAAUUAUAUGCACAUCUUUAAUCGUCGCUAUUUGCGGGACUCGUUUGAACAAUUGUGCGUUUAGAUCGAGAUACACUAAAGAACAAACUAUUAUACGGAUUACAUGCAAAAGAGCUAUUAACGCAAAUCAAAAAGGAUUUUCCCUCAUUCUACGUCGCGCAAACAGUAACGUAUACGUUAAAAGACUAGGAAAGAUAUAAAGAAAAACAUUACGUUUGAAAACCAUUAAAGGCUGACAUCCAAAUAGAGGGAUUGUCAUCAAUAUAUACUCCAGAUAGUAUAACAAUUACGGAUUACACGCGGAUUGUUUAACUGAAGAGGCGUAAAUGUAAUAACAUUACUGCGUGUGCGCAACGAUAUUAAUCAUACAAUACAAGCAAGCUUGAUGACAAUAUUAUUUUUUGAAACAGAUGCUCCAAGGAUCUAAUUGAUUCGUAAAGUUUCAUAACGUUGUCUUAUUAUACGUGCGACUGGGAUGCAAUUUAAUAUUCCAUAUUGUUGACGGAACAUUAACCCUGAAAUUGGACGGUUUGGGGGUCUUAUUUAAUAUUUGGGCUGAUUUUUACGGAAAAGAGUGCAGCUGUAAUUUGCAAAACAGUUUUGCAGACUGGACACUUAAGUUUUCAAUUUUAAAAGGCACUUUCAAGUGAGCUCUAUCAAUUAUUCAUCGAAUAUUCUGGCGUUUUUCAUUUCGACACUUAUACAGCCCUCCUUCCUUGAGAAAACAUGGAGACAAUAUAAAUUAAAUCAUCUAAUUUGACGGCAAAGCUAAGAGUAAAGUGCAAUUAUCUAAAUCAUUCGCUUAUAGGAUUAAGGAUUCGAAACAGCUGUGAUGUAAAGGACACUUGUAUUGAAAACGUAUGUAAAACAAACGUUCAAUAUAGAAACAGACACACCACAGCACUUCUCCGAGUGUGUUUCAUACAACCGAGAGGUUCUGAAGGAAUUUGUUAGAAGAAGCAAGUUUAGUAGUGUAAAGAAACUGUUCACAACACGAAAGAGCUGGAUAAUUUGUAAGCCUAUUAUACACCCAAACUAUAUCAAGUUUCGUGGAAUCAAGUUGUACUACUUGUGAAAGACGUUUUGCGCUAAAACGUAUUCCCACAGAGAUCGUUGGGAUUUGUGAAGAGGGUAUAACAGAAAUUGAAGUAAAAAUAAAGACAGCUACCGACGGGAAAUAUUUUGUGAAGAAGACAUUAUAUAAAGAUAUCUACAAACACUAUAAAAAGAACAGCAUUACGCAAGUCUUCGUUCUAAAUAUAGAGCAAACAAUUUGAGACGAACAACUUGAGACGAACUAUAGUUCGUAUACAGUCAUCAAGUACAACUAGAAAGCAAAAUCAUGGCAGACAAUGCAACAACAAUAGCACCAAUAACAUAUUCGCGUUUUUGGGAACGCUUUCAUUCCGGGUUUCUCAUCCUUGUGAUCAUAGCGGCUUUAUUUGGAAACGGUUUCGUCUGUAUGGCUGUGUAUAAAGUACGACGUUUACAAAAAGUCUCCAACUAUUUCCUCGUCUCCUUAGCCGUAUCUGAUAUUCUGGUUGUCCUGCUUGCCAUUCCUUUUCGCAUCUACUUCGAACUCAACACAGAAUGGCAGCUCGGGGAACAUGCUUGUAGAUUCUGGAUAUUUAUGGAUUUACUGUGUAGCACAGCAUCCAUAGUCAACCUAUCCAUCAUCUCCGUGGAUCGCUACCUUGCUCUCUCGCAGUCUUUGAGGUAUCUUACGAUCCUAACGGUCUCAAGGUGUCGCAUCUUGAUCGCAGCUGUUUGGGGAUUUUCAUUCACACUCGCCGCGUUCUCGUUACAUACGUGGUCGUCGGAUGGCAAGUUUAUAUAUACCCAAUUCUGCCAGAAUAUAGAUAAACUCUACUAUAUUGUCUCGACCAUAUUGGGGAUUAUUAUUCCACUGAUAAUACUGAUCGUGCUGUACUGCCUGGUGUUCAAAAUCGCACUGGAACAACGAGUCAAGAUCAUGAACAACAAUUAUAAUACUCCGCGGGGUUGCGAAGUCGGCGAACAAGCUGAACGGCUGCGUUCUCGGCAAUCUCGGGCACCAACUAGUCCAAGACGAUUUGCAAUACGUGAACUGAAAGCGACAAAAACUUUGAUGAUUGUUGUAGGAGCGUUUCUUGUUUGUUGGUUACCCCUAUUCGUGCUCAUGAUUAUGCAACAGUUUGUGCCGCAGUAUAUAAACAGUCUACCACGAAAAACACAAGAAAUACUUGGCCUGUUAUUCUUAUAUACUUUGCCUCAGUUCAACUCUUGUUUAAACCCGUAUAUCUACACGUUUCAUAAUUCUGAGUUCAGAGCUGUGUUUAAAGUGACUUUUAGGAAACUAUUGCCGUUCUUAAAACUACAGUCAAAGAAUGACAAACACUUAGAUCCGCUGGCUAUUGACAGUGAGUUUGCAUCGACAGGGUUUUGAGUAUCUGCUGCAUAUAAAUUGUAUAUACUUUAUUCUACAUAAUAUUCUUAAUAGUAAAUAUACAUUCAUAGUGUAAUGGAAUAUAUUUGCAGCAGUUCAGUCCGAGAUCAGUUUGGAAAAACUUCGUAAUUAUUGAUAUAAAUUAUAAUGUUCAUGUAUUUGUAAAUUAUGCAGAUAAGCAAUUAUAUAUCUUUGAAGUACUGUACACUGUAUGUAAUUCUGCUUGUACAAUGGUGGUUGUGGUGAUCAUGAUUGUGGUGGUAGUGAGAAUGGUGAUGAUGAUGGUAACAAUGAUGAUGGUAGUAAUGAUGGUGAUGAUGAAGAUAGUAAUGAUGAUGGUGUUGAUGAUGAUGGUGGUGGUGGUGGUGAUGGUGGUGGUGGUGAUGAUGAUGAUGAUGAUGGUGGUGGUGAUGAUGAUGAUGAUGGUGGUGGUGGUGGUGGUGAUGAUGAUGGUGGUGGUGGUGA
Molecule: messenger RNA, 5011 nt
Organism: Paramuricea clavata
Lineage: Eukaryota; Metazoa; Cnidaria; Anthozoa; Malacalcyonacea; Plexauridae
Source: the annotation of a GenBank genome assembly